AUGGCUGUGCGCCUCAAUUUAGAUGAGCCAGCAUCCUCGGGCGACAGCGGCGACGAGAGCGGCAGCGAACCCGAGUCGCCGAGUGAGAAGCGGGCGCAGGCACAGAGCCUCAGGGCCGAGUGGCUGGAGCAGACUGAGAGAGAACCUGCCGCCAGAUGCCUUCAAGGAGCGAGCCUUAGUCGCAGAGUGAGAAGCGGAUGCAGGCACAGAGCCUCAGGGCCGAGUGGCUGGAGCAGACUGAGAGAGAACCUGCCGCCAGAUGCCUUCGAGGAGAAGCGGAUGCAGGCACAGAGCCUCAGGGCCGAGUGGCUGGAGCAGACUGACAGAGAACCUACCGCCAGGAACGAACCCGAGUCGCAGAGUGUGAAGCGGGUGCAGGGGCAGAGCCUCAGGGCCGAGUGGCUGGAGCAGACUGAGAGAGAACCCGCCGCCAGGGACGUAUCUGAACCUCACGCGUCAACAUCCUCCACCACCCAAGAAGCUGAUAGCAGUAAAUCAAGCCAACCAUCUUUACCAAAACUCAUGCCCAAGAUUGACCUCCCUGGCGGUGCGAUGCUCUACCACACGGGGGUUCUAGCUGGACUGGACGGACUCGGCAAUAACAUGGGAAAUAUUGGCAACAUCGGGAACAUUGGCAACAUUGGACUUGGGAAUUUAGCAAUGGGAUAUCCACAUAGCUUUAUACUGGGACUAGCAAAUCAAGGACAGGAAGGUGCAUCAUCAUCAACCCAGCCGCAGUUUAUUACCAUACCGCUGUCAAUGGCGAUGGCCAACCCGACCGCCUCCACGUCCAAUGGCUGUCCAGUCGGUGCCUCUAGCGACGACAGCAGCGAGCUACAGGACCUCAGCACUGGGAGGAAGUGACAUGGGCUCCAAAGGAGCUACCACGGACGGCGUAUCGCUUAAAUAUAUUAUAGGAACCAAGUUACUGAAAAUUUGCUUACCAAAGUUAAUAUUUGGACUUGAUAUUACUGUAUAAUGUUUAUAAAUAAAUUGUUGUUAAUCAUCAACUAGUUAAUUUGUGCAAAUGAUAUACUCUGUAACAUAAUUAUGUAUUGCAUAGUACAAUAAUUGCUUCGUUAAAAUCACCAUGCUUGACGAAAUAUAAUUCACGAGAAGAUAUCUACAGAAUAUUUCAAUUAUACGGCAUUUUAUUACAAAUCUUUUUAAUUUUGA
Ostrinia nubilalis (European corn borer) is the source of this 1176-nucleotide messenger RNA. RefSeq lists its product as uncharacterized. The coding region runs from base 1 to 864 and encodes 287 amino acids. NCBI's taxonomy places the organism in Eukaryota, Metazoa, Arthropoda, Insecta, Lepidoptera, Crambidae. The record is from RefSeq and is a predicted model, not a curated record. The transcript has 8 exons.